Messenger RNA from Ambispora gerdemannii, 642 nucleotides. The record is from the annotation of a GenBank genome assembly. Lineage: Eukaryota; Fungi; Glomeromycota; Glomeromycetes; Archaeosporales; Ambisporaceae.
AUGACUCCCCGAACAACUUCACCAUCACCAACUUCAUAUGGUCCAUAUGACGACUUUAACGACUUGGACCCCAAUCCCAGUAUCAAUCCAACUUCCACCACCAAUAACCAUCAUUACUCCACAGCCUUAUUAACAGCGCUACUACUUCAACCAUUAAAUCUGCCAAGACGAGUGAUCACAUCAUCAACGGUACAAGUGAUCUCGCUAGUGAUUCUAUACUCGUUCUGUAUAACGACACUAUGUUUCAUAUUUUGCGCGUCGUAUGUUCUCACGUUUUACGAUGAUGCCAAGCGAAUUGUACGUGCGUCGCGCGUUUGGUCUCAGGUUAAGAACGGUGUUCGGGAGAAAUUAUCAAUGAUGGGCGGAGAUUGGGAGGAAUUUGCGAAAAAAUAUUUUGAACAGACGAAUUUGGAUGGGAAUGCUACCACCAACAAUAAUAAUUCUGGAAACGCAAAAAAUGGAGCGGAAUGGGAAGAUUGGAUGAAAGGUAUGAUGUUUCGUUUCGUGGCAGUUAUAGCGGGACAAGAAAACACAAAUUGGUUUCGACAAUCUGCUGAAUCAUUUCGAUUUCGACAUUUUUCCGCUUCUAAUGUUAAUGUCAAUAAUAACAAUUCGACAAAUGUCAAUUCACCCACUGCUUAA